AGGGAAAAAUAUGAAGUGCUUAGUUAUAUUUGGACUGAUUGUGGCCAUUUUUGCUAGCAUUGCGGGCUAUGGUUAUCUGGUAUUCACAGACCUGACACGUCCACUGCCCCGGCCAGCGUUCAAAGACGACACGUAUUGGGGACCCGGAGAUGGCAAGAACUAUAAGCCGGAUACGAAGAUCUAUGAUUUUGUUGUGAAUGUGCCGAAAGCGGAAAUUCAGGAUUUGAGACAGCAACUGAAUCGCACGUUAAGACUAACGGAACCACUCGAUGGCAUUGCAUUUGAGUAUGGAUUCAAUACAAAUGCUUUGGCUCAGUUUGUCGAUUAUUGGCGUGAUAAAUAUCUAACCAAAUGGAAUCAGAGACAAGACUAUCUCAACUCACUGAAGCAGUACAAAACUGAAAUACAGGGCUUAAAUAUUCACUUUAUUCACGAACGCGUGUCUGAGGAGGUGGCUGAGAAGAAGCAUGUCUAUCCGCUGCUCUUGCUCCAUGGCUGGCCUGGAUCGGUGCGGGAAUUUUAUGAUUUUAUACCCAUGCUGGUCAAGGAUCAAAAUAUAAGUGAUUAUGCCUUUGAUGUGGUAGCGCCUUCACUUGUUGGCUACGGCUGGUCGGAUGCCGCCACCCGCGUGGGCUUCAAUGCCGCUGAAAUGGCCACAGUGAUGCGUAAUCUGAUGCUGAGAUUGGGCUACAAUAAGUUCUUUGUUCAGGGCGGCGAUUGGGGCAGCAUUAUCGGCAGCAAUCUGGCCACGCUCUAUCCGGAGAAUGUGCUCGGCUAUCAUUCCAAUAUGUGUGUGAUGAACACUCCACUAUCCAUUCUGAAGGGCAUCUACACCCAUUACUAUCCCGAGAAGGUGCUUCGGUCACGCAUGUUCUACGAUCAUCAUGUGGGCGUUUGGGAGAAGUACCAGGAUCUGUUGGUUGAAAGUGGAUAUUUCCAUAUACAGGCCACCAAGCCGGAUACAAUUGGAGCGGCGCUCGACUCCAGUCCCGUGGCUCUGGCGGCCUAUAUACUCGAAAAGUUUCAGACCUGCACGAGUCCGAGCUUAAAGCAGGACUUUGGUGCCAUAGUCACGAUCUUCGGCCUAGAGGCUGUACUCGAUAAUCUGAUGAUCUAUUAUCUGAAUAGUGCGGCCACAACUGCUGCACGUUUCUAUGCCGAGAAUACAUCGAAGACGUAUCGCGAUCUUCAGCUGGAUCGUGUGCAAACCGAUGUUCCCAUGGGCUGUUGUCGCUUCAGAUUCGAUUUACCCUCUGCAUCCGAGUGGCAGCUGAAGGAUAAGUUCACCAAUAUAAAGCAUAACAUGUAUUUCCAGCAUGGCAGUCAUUUUGCGGCCAUGGAAAUGCCAUCCAUGUUAUUCAAUGAUUUUAAUGAAUUUGUCAAAAAAAUUGGACUACAUACUGAAUAAAAUUUAUAAAAAAAAUUGAUAAACUA
Drosophila navojoa is the source of this 1434-nucleotide messenger RNA. RefSeq names its product Juvenile hormone epoxide hydrolase 3 (gene Jheh3). Gene Ontology annotation, molecular function: epoxide hydrolase activity. The record is from RefSeq and is a predicted model, not a curated record. Gene Ontology annotation, biological process: epoxide metabolic process. Lineage: Eukaryota; Metazoa; Arthropoda; Insecta; Diptera; Drosophilidae.